AUGCACUCCCCAGCUUCUUCAGCAUCACCGCGAUCGUCCCUAGGGACGUGGUCGCCCACCACCCCGAGUUUCUCUCACAAGUUCAGGAACCGUGUUCCUACGCAGAUGAGAAGAUGCAUACCAAUCUACCUGACUUGCGUUCUCGUCUUUCUCCUCAUUCUCAACGCCGACUUGUUCACGGUGUCGAUACCCAAAGGAAAUAGUCCGGUCUUCAGGCGUGGUGGGCCGAAAGCAAAGCAAAGCUCGAGUGCUACCGCGCCAGUGAUUCCGACUACCGUUGGCUUCCCAAAGAAGAUAUGGCAAACAUGGAAGGUGGAUCCGCUGCACUUUGAGCAGCGUGACAGCAACACCGCGCGGACGUGGUUGCUAAGGAACCCAGACUUCAGAUAUGAGGUUCUCACCGACAGUAACGACGUCGGCUAUGUCGAGCAACACUUUGGGCCCGGAGGCUUCAACCGUCCAGACAUUGUUGACCUGUAUCGCAACAUCAAUGCCACGAUUAUCAAAGCAGACCUGUUGCGGUACAUGGUCAUGUACGCCGAAGGCGGUGUGUAUGCGGACAUUGACGUCGAGGCCCUGAAGCCGGUAUCGAGGUUCAUACCAGACCACAGAUACGCGGAGGAGGACAUUGACAUGGUGAUCGGCAUCGAGAUCGACCAGCCGCAGUUUAAGGACCACCCGAUUCUUGGGAAGAAGUCCCAGUCGUUCUGCCAGUGGACCUUCAUGGCGCGGCCAAGACUUCCAGUCAUGAUGCGUCUCAUUGAGAACAUCAUGUCCUGGCUGGCCGACCUUGCCAGGCAACAAAACGUACCGAUCUCAGAGGUGGUCAUGGACUUUGACCAAGUCAUCUCCGGGACCGGACCGUCUGCCUUCACUGCCGCUAUCCUGGAAGAGAUGAAUGUCAACCGUCCCAAGGACAUCCCCGAGAUCACAUGGAAUGUGUUCCAUGACCUGGAUGAGUCGAAAAUCGUUUCGAGGGUCCUUGUCCUGGAUGUUGAGGCCUUCGCGGCUGGACAGGGGCACAGUGACAGUGGCAAUCACAACGCGCGGGGCGCGCUGGUGAAGCACCACUAUCACGCAAGCAACUGGCCGAGCCGCCACCCACGGUUCAACCACCCGGUCUAUGGCCCUGUGGAACACUGCAACUGGGAGCCAAACUGCGUGACGCAGUGGGAUGCCGACACAGCUGCUUUCGCCCUCAUGACCGAGGAGGAGCAAAAGACCCUGGCCGAGGAGAAAGAAGCCGAGCGAAAAGCCACGACAGCGCAGCAAGAGCAGUUCCUGGCGAGGAUCGCGCAGCAGCAAGAGGCGCUCCAGCAGCCUCUGCACCUCGGACAGCAGCACCUUCAGCCACCACCAGCACCUGCACCAAAGCCCGAGCCCGAGCCCGAGGCUGAGACACAACCGGAGUGA
This is a messenger RNA of Diaporthe citri, 1413 nucleotides long. RefSeq lists its product as uncharacterized. Gene Ontology annotation, cellular component: mannan polymerase complex. The record is from RefSeq and is a predicted model, not a curated record. Gene Ontology annotation, biological process: protein N-linked glycosylation. Gene Ontology annotation, molecular function: alpha-1,6-mannosyltransferase activity. Lineage: Eukaryota; Fungi; Ascomycota; Sordariomycetes; Diaporthales; Diaporthaceae. Bases 1 to 1413 code for a protein of 470 amino acids. The transcript has a single exon.